Cyprinodon variegatus (sheepshead minnow) is the source of this 1474-nucleotide messenger RNA. It is a transcript of the gene b3galt1b, whose product is annotated as Beta-1,3-galactosyltransferase 1. The record is from RefSeq and is a predicted model, not a curated record. The transcript has 2 exons. Gene Ontology annotation, cellular component: membrane. NCBI's taxonomy places the organism in Eukaryota, Metazoa, Chordata, Actinopteri, Cyprinodontiformes, Cyprinodontidae. Bases 340 to 1332 code for a protein of 330 amino acids. Gene Ontology annotation, molecular function: N-acetyl-beta-D-glucosaminide beta-(1,3)-galactosyltransferase activity.
AUUCUGUCCCCCACCACCUCUGUCAGCAGCAAAGCCCGGGGAUGCUGAAGCAGAGCAGAAACGUAUCGGAAGCGACACCAGUGUGAGUAGGAUGAGGACUCAGGGUGAGAUGUAAAUGGAGAUGCAGCACUUUCGCCAACAAACCGGACCUUCAUUGAAUUUUAAAGUGCUUCAUAUUAAACGGGAAGCAGCAUCUCUCCUCUCCAAAGCAAUCCAUUAUUGACGAUUAAUGUCAAACUGCAUGCUUGAGCAGCUUAAUGCUGCCUCACUGGGUGGAACAUCACUGAUGGAAGGAAAACCUCAUAAGACUCAGCUCAUCAAAUUACACCUAAGAGAAGCAUGAUGCCUUCAAAAGUAUCAUGUUUAUACAUACUGACAGUGGUCUGCUGGGCCAGCGCCUUGUGGUACCUGAGCAUUACACGCCCAACAUCCACCUAUGUGGGCCACAUGGCUGUGCCUAAACGCCGGAUUGUGAAACCGCCUCCUAAAAACAUCACAUUUUCCAACAUCCGCACACGCCCCCUCAACCCUCAUGCCUUUGAAUUUUUAAUAAAUGAGCCGAAAAAGUGCGAGAGCGUCACGCCUUUUCUGGUUAUACUCAUCAGUACCACGCACAAGGAGUUUGACGCACGGCAGGCCAUCCGGGAGACCUGGGGCGACGAGAGCACCUACAGUGACAUACACAUUCUCACCAUCUUUCUUCUUGGCAGAAACACGGAUGAUGUGCUUAACCAGAUGGUGGAGCAGGAGAGCCAGAUCUUCCAUGACAUUGUAGUAGAGAACUUUAUCGAUUCAUACCAUAAUCUCACACUCAAGACAAUGAUGGGCAUGCGCUGGGUAGCGACAUUCUGCCCAAAGGCGCAAUACGUUAUGAAAACUGACAGUGACAUCUUUGUCAACAUGGAUAAUCUUAUAUACAAGCUUCUGAAGCCCAGCACUAAGCCCAGAAGGAGGUACUUUACAGGAUAUGUGAUAAAUGGUGGUCCCAUCAGAGAUAUGCGCAGUAAGUGGUACAUGCCCAGAGACUUGUACCCUGAAAACAAAUACCCACCGUUCUGCUCAGGUACUGGUUAUGUCUUCUCAGCAGACGUAGCAGAGCUAAUCUACAAGACUUCGUUGCACACAAGGCUGUUGCAUCUGGAGGACGUGUAUGUGGGAAUGUGUUUACGUAAACUAGGCAUACACCCUUAUCAGAACAGUGGGUUUAAUCACUGGAAAAUGGCCUAUAGUCUCUGUAGAUACAGGCGUGUUAUCACAGUUCACCAGAUCCCACCGGAAGAGAUGCACCGCAUUUGGAAUGACAUGUCCAGCAAGAAGCACCUGAGAUGUUAGGGAUUAUGAAUGACAACUUCAAGUUAUUCAACUGACCCUUUUCCCCAAUGUAUCCUGUUACAUAUUGUCACUUAAUCAUGUAAGAUCUGCAGCUGCUUCUGCAACCCUCAGUUUUUUGUUUUGUUUUGUUUUUUAUGGAUUU